Rhopalosiphum maidis (corn leaf aphid) is the source of this 2615-nucleotide messenger RNA. Its product is annotated as division abnormally delayed protein-like. The transcript has 8 exons. Gene Ontology annotation, biological process: regulation of protein localization to membrane; cell migration; positive regulation of canonical Wnt signaling pathway. NCBI's taxonomy places the organism in Eukaryota, Metazoa, Arthropoda, Insecta, Hemiptera, Aphididae. Bases 549 to 2402 code for a protein of 617 amino acids. Gene Ontology annotation, cellular component: extracellular region; cell surface; plasma membrane. The record is from RefSeq and is a predicted model, not a curated record.
CGUUCACACCCGGUUGAGCUGUACGUGCGUUGUCGUGCCGACGCCGCCGCAGUCAUCGUAUUCGUAUUUUCAUCGUCGGUUUCAAUAAUAAUAAAUAUUUUAAAUAUAAUUUUAAUACCGACAAAUGCGCGAAAAUUCCAACCGUUGAGUACGCAGAAUCGUCACCGUGUGCGCAAUACAAUAGAUAUCCCGCGCGAAUUUCGUCCAUCGGGUGUGCGGUAGUUUUUUUCCGAAUUUGAUCAUUUUUUUUUUCACACUUGUUUUUGACUUAAGUUCCGGAGACGGAGUACAGUAUAGUAUUAUAUACAAAUACGGCUACUAUAUAAUAUAGGUUUCACGCAAACUAUACCUGUACGUAUACUUGAUAAUAAUAAUAAUAAUAAUAAUAAAAUAUAUAGCGCCGUGUCGCUGGCGGUCGCGCGAGUGUGCAACAGUUUCCGAUCGCGUUUCCGCGCUCCAUCGUGCAUAAAUACGUAUAGCCGAUAUUAAAUAAACAGGAGGUACACCUUCGAGUUCGACGCAGAGCCGCCCACACCUCCGAGUCCGACAUGCGGAGGUUUUUGUUGGCGGUAAUCGUGUUGUCGGUGCACCGUCGGUGGGACGGAUGCGCCUACCCGACGUCUGCGGAGUCAGCCACAGAUGGAGAAUGUCACGUAGCAGUACAGCGGUUCCGGUCGGUCGGCCUAUACGACACGCCGACGUCGCGGAUCGACCAAGGAGACAAUCUGAAAGUGUGUCAGUCGAAGAAGAGCUGUUGCAACGCCGCCACCGAGGCUCGGUUGAUAGACAUGGUGGACAGCGAAUACAAGAGACACCUGGCCGCGCAGGCGGGCUACGUUUAUGACCUGCUCAAUUCCACCGCCCAUCACUUACAAGAACACAUGACACACAUGAUCCACAAGUCCAAAAGCAAAACAGUCAGGGUACUGGCGGAUGUGUACGCGAGCAUCGAAGGACCGGCCGUUGGUCCGUUGGACACGUUCUAUGGACGGCUAUCGCGGUACGUGCACGAGGACCCGGAAACGACUCCGGCAUCGAGCUUGGAAGACGCGGCAUCUCGGCUGUUCACUGACCUAUUUCCGAUCGUCUAUCGAACAGUGGCCGCGGCAGCCGACAGACCGGAUGGUGGUGCAUCCGAGUUCGACGAGGAUUACGUCCAGUGUCUAGCCGGCAAAGCAUUAGACGUUAAACCGUUCGGCGACGUUCCGUACACACUGGCCAAGGACAUUUCCAGGACGUUUUCCGCUACCAACGUACUCGUACACGCACUCAGAUACGGUGGCCAACUGGUGGACGAAGAGCACUCCCGAUCGUGGCUGGGUUACGGGAACAGGGAACAGUGUACGGCGGCGCUGACAAAGAUGAGACAGUGUUCGUGGUGCGACGGCAAGGACGCGAAACCGUGUCACGGACUGUGCGUGAACGUGAUCCGCGGUUGUCUGGCCAGGGAGACGGCGCACCUGGACGCGCCGUGGACCGGAUACUACGAGGCCGUCGACCGGCUGGUGUCUGCCAUCAACAACGGUCAGUCGUCGGUGUGUCUGGAGGACCUGCUUAGAUCCCUGCACUCGAGGAUAUCCGAGGCCAUCAUGUACGCGAUGAACCACGCUUCCGAUAUACAAAACAACGUGAAAUACUUUUGCGGUCCGGCGAGAUGGAACACUCGUGCCCCGACUACUGUUUUAUCGUCGGGCGCGGCCAAGACGCCGGAGAGCCAGGAAGUGUGGAACGUUGAGGAAGAGGACCUUAGCACAGCGUUACUCACUUCCAAGCUGACCAAGUUUUCCGACCCGGAAACCGCGGUCAGAGUGCGGGGACUGUUCUCCGACAUGGCACGGUCCAUGUGCACAAACUACACAACGACGGAUUGCUGGAAUGGCCGAACGGUGGGAGAAUAUACAGAUAACGUCGUCGGGCCAUUGUUAAGUGCGCAAAUGUACAACCCGGAAUUCGAUUGGACGGCUUCCAUCAACACACAAGACAACAAAGUGGCGGAAGUCAUUGACAAGCUCAGGCACAUCAGACAAACAGUAUUGAACCAAUUGAGUUCCAGUCCGCAAUCGGACUCGUUCAUGGCUGACGAGGCUGAAGGGUCUGGCGAAGGCAGUGGCACUGGCAGGGGUAGUAACUCCGGCUGGGACGACGACGACGACAACGCAGAUUACUCAUCCGGCGAAGGUUCAGGCGAUCACCCGAUCACCACUCAAGUGCCUGGAGCUGACGAUCCACUAUUCAAAUCGACUAAUAAAUCGGUGCCAAAUUCGGGACCGGAUGUAGUGUUGAACUCCAACAAUCCGUCGGGCGCUGCCCCGUCAACACGACUACACGCACCCCUAUUGAUAACGGUGUGCUUGAUGGUCAUUCCUGCGUUGCAGCAGCUGCAGACAAGGAUAUAUUUUUAAACGUACUUUUUAUUUUUAUUUUUUGUUUUUGUCGCGUUAAGUUAUUAUUAUAUUGUUGUUAAGUGAAACUUUGUUCUUGGAUUUACUCGGCUUUUCUUUAGGGUACCUUUUUGAAAAUAUAUAUACAUCUAUAUUCUAUUCAUAUAUAUAUAUAUAUAUAUAUGUACAAUUUAUAACACUUCUGGACACAAAUUGUUUAAUUAUUUUAAACAU